Molecule: messenger RNA, 1876 nt
Organism: Dendronephthya gigantea
Lineage: Eukaryota; Metazoa; Cnidaria; Anthozoa; Malacalcyonacea; Nephtheidae
Product: tripartite motif-containing protein 5-like
Exons: 3
Coding region: 595-1524 (309 amino acids)
Molecular function (GO): zinc ion binding
Source: RefSeq, a predicted model, not a curated record
UUCUUGAGUCUCUAUAACCAGAAGUUGAUUUCCUGCAUUUUCUUGCGGCACUUUGUGAUGAAUCUACUCUCUGCAGAGCGAGGUUUAUUGAGAGAAUAUCAUUAUAGUGUCUAAUGAACUAUUGGUCGCGUCAAAUAUCUCGGAUGAUAAACCUCGAUGACAUCCGUCAGGAUGACGAAUUUCAAGUUUCAACACCGGUUUUGAAAUUCGCCAGGUCCUUUCUUCUCCGUGUAAACAAAAGACCCUUAUAACGGAGCCUACGUUUUGAUGUUCUAAAACCAGAUGUGUGAUCGUCGGUUUGCGAUGAGGUGUCUCUUGUGAAAACGGAAGCCGGCAGAAAAGAACAGAUUUCUUGCCCUUUAGUACGGUAUUAGAUAUUUGACACAUGCAAUAAAUACAUAUCCUUUAUUGCAGUCUACCCAGAUUGUUGACUUGUACAAAACCAAAACAACCUGUUUGCUGUGCGAAUCACGAUGCACAAACAUACAGCAUCUACCAACCACCUGUUGUAAUCGGACGCUCCUAUAUAUUUCUGCACUUAUUUCUAUAACAUUGCAAUGGAAUAUUAUGCAACAUAUAAUGUAGACUUUUAAAAUGAGUCGUUCAGUCUGUUUGGAAUAUUGUAAUGGCUCGGUAGCCACACUAUAUUGUCCACAAUGUUCAGCCGUUUACUGCACUGAUUGUUUUCACCGUGAACAUGAUGGAAACAAGCGUAAAGAAGGACAUCAACCUGUUAAAAAAAUUCCAGAGCUUUGCAAGAAACAUGGCCAUUCUUUGGAGUUUUACGAUCUUACCCAACAAACCAUCGUAUGCCUGCUGUGUGUAAAAGAAGACUUUCCGACGAACCGUUACGAUUUGUUGGAAAACGUCGUUGACACGCGUCAUAAAAGCCGUCUUCGAAAAUGCAUCGACAAAGCUCGGGAAAAGAUGGCUUCCUAUCACGAAGAGGUUUUAAAAAGCUACGAAGAGGAGAAAGAAGCUUUUAUGUCAACAGUACAGAUUUGUAAAUUGGAAAUAACGGCUCAUUUUGAUGCCCUAAGAGAAGCCCUGGCUAAACGAGAGCAGGAAAUGAUUCGCCAUCUUGACGUGACAAGUAAGCUGUUUGUGGUCAAUUCACCAUAUCAUCAAGUGAAGGAGAGGUGUAUCAAGUUGCAAUCUGCCAUUGAAGAAGGUGAACAGCUGUUAAAUGACGAGCCAGAGAAGGUAGCACGUGAACAACCCAACUACAUGGCUCGCAUUCAAAGUGCUACAAAAUCACUGAUAAAAAACCCGGAAGAACUGAAUCUGCCAACAGUUAGUGUAGAGUUUGACAAUUCCUUGUCAUCUCUUAUUCCAAAACAUGGAGAAUUAUUGGAAGGCGAAAAUGGACUCGACGAUUGCUGUUGUUGUUUCUGUUGCUGUUGGUUGCGAGACAAAAUGGGAUUAAGUGGAAACUACCAGGACCAGAAAACCAAAGCUUACGAUGAGAAAGCAGUAAAACCAUAUUCAGCGCUUUAUAAAUUUCUUUACUUUUCGCUUAAAUAAUACUACUGAAUGCGUCGAGGUUUUACAAUGAGUGAACUUUUAUAAACCGUUCAGUGCUCGAAUUAUUUUGGCACGUAGCUACGUAUACACAGCAAUCGAUAGAAAUCUAGACUAUUGAAAAAUAUCUCUUAUCUGUUCAGGGUUUGAAGGCCUUUGGCCUGAAGUAGUGGAAGGUGUAAACGCUUGAUGUGUAUUCUUGUGCCCAUUUGGUUGUUAUAGUGACUUUAUUUAGAUGCAAAUCUAACGCUACGUCAUCACGGCACAAACCACUAAAUUUUAAUGUGGAAUUAAAAUAAAACAUCGGACAGUUGAAUAUUUAAUUGUAACAUGAACCGUUGAAAUAAAACCGAAA